GCCCACACAACACUACGCAAUAUGCCUCUUCAAUUCCUCCGACGCCUCGUACGGCCCUUAAUCCUUCCUAGAACACAUAUCGCUUCCCCUCGAACUACCACCCCAUCAAUUGGCCUCCUCGCAGCCCAAAAUGCAACCUCUGUGCUCCCCAUCCGAACCUUCUCAGCCUCUCCCUCUCGCUCCUCCACAUUAAUUCAGAUCGUGCGCAGCGGACGACAAAAACAGCGAGCGCGGAAGCUGCGCUCACCGGCGUUGAAGAAUCGACCAGAGAUGAAGGGUGUGUGUCUCAAAGUCGGCACGACAAAGCCGAAGAAACCGAAUUCGGGGGAGAGGAAGAUUGCGAGGGUGAGGUUGAGUAGUGGAAAGGUUGUUACGGCAUAUAUUCCUGGGGAAGGACACAAUGUCCAGCAGCAUUCAGUUGUUCUAGUGCGCGGUGGCAGAGCGCAGGAUUGCCCGGGUGUGAAAUAUCACCUGGUGAGAGGGGCAUUAGAUUUGGGAGGCGUUGGUAACCGACUCACAUCGAGGUCGAAAUACGGGACGAAGAAGCCCAAGCAGGCCGCAUGAUCACCGAUAUCCCAGACGGUCUUGUACAUUCGUGUAUCAUAUGGACUUUGAAUUAGUGGCGUUCAUCUUUGCAGACCUUCCAGGAAAUUGGGGUCAUAUAGAAAUCCUAUCAUAUAAAAAUAUCUA
Molecule: messenger RNA, 690 nt
Organism: Lindgomyces ingoldianus
Lineage: Eukaryota; Fungi; Ascomycota; Dothideomycetes; Pleosporales; Lindgomycetaceae
Product: ribosomal protein S12
Exons: 3
Coding region: 22-564 (180 amino acids)
Biological process (GO): translation
Cellular component (GO): small ribosomal subunit; ribosome
Molecular function (GO): structural constituent of ribosome
Source: RefSeq, a predicted model, not a curated record